AUGCCGUGGAAUGGGAUGGAUUACGGGCCGAGCGAUGCGCCACGAUCCCUCUCCCCGACCAAGUUGUCCCCUUCUCGCCAUGGUACCGACCCCCCACGGAUCAACUUUCUCGGUCGCAACUUUGCCAGAGCGUUGGAGAGGGACAAGUCGGCUCAGGCCCAGAUCCAUUCCGGUCCCGUCGUCAUCUCACGAUCCUCUGCCGUCCCUCGCGCACCUCGGAUGAUGAGGCAGUCCUCCUCCCCGAGCACAUCCACCAGACCUCGCGAGUCCAUCUCUUCGCCCUCUUCGACCCCUCAUCGAACAGUCCCCCUGCCACCAGCCGAUGAUGAUUCUGACGAUCUCGAAGAAGGCGAGUUGGUCUCCCCGUCCAAGGCACUGCGUCGACCCCCACGUAGAUCACCUACUCCCGAGAUCACACACAUCUCCAGUCCGACGACUUCUUUCUUGGAGCAGUUGACAAUGACGCAAGACGAGCUCUGGAGGAGGGCAGUGGUCGAGGGAGUGGAGGAGCCAGAGGAGCCUGUGGAGGAGAAAUCGGUUCAGUCGGACACUCGAGACACGCUCGACGUCGAGCGACCCGAGACACCGAGUGUUCCGCCGCCUCCGCUGACUCCAGGACCCGAGACGGAGCGCGAGCUGGAGGAGCGUGAGGAUGUGGUGGCGGAGCUGGCUCCGGGACCUGCGCCGUCGACUGGACCGUCACCAUCCAUCAAGCCGCAAAGCGACUCGAUCCAGCAACCACAGGCGCCGUCGCCUGCGCCGUCACCACCUAUCGAGCCGCAGAACGACCCGAUCCAGCAACCCCAUGCGCCGUCGCCUGCGCCGUCACCACCCAUCGAGCCGCAAGGCGACUCGAUCCAGCAACCACAUACGCCGUCGCCUGCGCCGUCACCACUCAUCGAGCCGCAAGGCGACUCGAUUCAGCAACCUCAUGCGCCGUCGCCCGCGCCGUCGCCAACCAACGCCCUCGCCCCGCGAGCGACCAUCGCCGAACGACGAUCCGUACAACUCCCCCAUGCCAUCAACAAACCCCCAUUCAGCAGACACGAUCCACGCGUCGACACCCACGCCAGCGCAGAAUCCAUCGAGCUUGACCCUGGCCCCGAACCUCAAGUCUCGGAAGACAUCAGACGGCUAAAGGUGAUCGCUGCGAUCAGACUCGCGCAACAACAACAACCCCUCCCCGCUCUCGAUAUCGACCCAGUUCUCAACGCCAACGCCCUCGUCGCGCCAGUCGCCAACACCCGCGUCUCCUCACACCCUUACGCCCCAAUAAACCCCGCCGUGUCCCCUCUCGUCACUCGCCAAGUCGGCAGGGAAAAGAUACACCAGGCCGACAAGGUCGCCCGUCUGAAAGCCGAAUACCUCAGGAUCGACAAGCAAUGGAAAGAGCACUGCCGUGCCCUCGACGCCAGUAUGGAGCUACGAGGUCCACCCCCUGCCGACCUCUACGCCACACCGAACGCCUUGCCCAUCCUCACCCCCGCUGCAGGUCCCGCUCCGACCACACCCGGCGACGAAGUUUUUGGCUCGCGUGCGAACCGCCGGCGAGGUGCUGGAGACUCGGUAGCGACAGAGGCAGAAUUCCAAGAAAUCCUCCUCAGUCUCCAAGACACUGCCGCGAGAGAUCCGACAUAUCGCGCCAGCAAGACGACCGCUGUCGUACCCGACAUGAUCUUGGACGAUGAAAAGCGGCUCCUGUAUGACGACGAAAACGAUCUUGUCACCGAUCCCGUCGCUUUCUACGACUUUAAUGGCGACGCCGAGCCCGAAUGGACCGCCGAGGAACGUGCCACCUUUCUCCGACGCUACCUCGCCUAUCCAAAGCAGUUUGGAAAGAUUGCCGAUGGUCUGCCCAACAAGGAGGCCGCGGAGUGCGUCCACUAUUACUAUCGCACCAAAAAGUCUGUCGACUACAAAGGCAUGCUCGCCUCACGACGUGGCGACAAGAAGAAACGUGUCGUACCGAUCAAAAAGGGCGGCAAGAGUUCUGCUCUUCUCGCAGAUAUGGAGAGGAAAAAACCGACAGUCGACAAGACCCACCCGGGACCCAAAUCGCACAUCACCCCGGCUAAAAGUCGCGAUCUGCUCACCGCCCGACAGCGCGUGCUCAAGGAGACUCCCGGUGGCUCCUCCUCCAAGGAGGGCGAUCUGGUCGACUCUAGCGCUGCUCCCUCUCGUGCCGGUAGCGAAGGCCCAUCGACCAAGUCAAAGAUGCGCAUGACGGUCAAGACCGCCACUGCCGCUACCACCAAGCGGCCACGCACCAGCACGGCGACCGAAACCCUUCCUACCGAACCAGCAACCCCCUCCGACCUCUUACCCCCCGUCAAGCGUCCCGGCAAGCGGCGCAAGGUCGAUGCGGACCCCAAUGCUCCCGACGACAAACCACCCUCUCGACGAAACGCCACAAACUCGUAUUGGUCCGUCGAGGAGAAGCGGCGGUUCAAGGAGCUCUACAAGCGACAUCAGGGAGAUACCCGAGCCAUUGCAGCAGAGCUCGACGGCAAGUCGGAGCGCCAGGUCAGCAACUAUUACGACGCGCACAAGGAUCAAAUUGAUGGCCCGGGGGAGACUGUGGAGGAAGAAGAGGUCAAGCCCCCACCAUUCACGUGGAGCGGCGUCAAUCCUCCCGGACCUCAACUCGGCACAUUUCCCAUCGUUGCCAUCGUCCCCAUCCCCCGUCCCGGUGGCAUGCCACUGUCCGCCAUGCUGAACAAUGACGCCGCAGAAGAGUCCUCCCGGUAUGGGCGCUUUGACACUGACAAUGCUUCUGACGCCACGGUAUCCGAGCGCGACGGGGAAAACGCAAUGACACGACCUUCACCUAGAUCCAUCAUCCCCUCUCUCGCGACGCCUCACGCUGCGCCGCCGCCGCCUUCCGAGGAAAGACGGAGGUCCAGCUUUGGAGCAGUGUACGAGCGUCCCGACCACCACACCACACUAUAUUCACCUCGACCGUGGCUACCCUCGCAUCGACAACCGAUCGAUCCGGCAUACCCAGCACCGCCUCCGCGACCCUCCACCGUCGCCCCGGCCAACCCCUACCAUGCAUCCCGAAACUCGCCAUGGCACCCUCCAUCUCUUGACAGGCAUCUCGAAUACCCGCGUCCCCAGCAUCUUGUUGAUCGGUCGCCGGAUUCGCCACAGCAGUGGCAAUAUGGACCCGGCUCUAGGACAUUGUAUGAGGAUAAAAAAUAA
Messenger RNA from Kockovaella imperatae, 3201 nucleotides. RefSeq lists its product as hypothetical. Bases 1 to 3201 code for a protein of 1066 amino acids. Gene Ontology annotation, biological process: regulation of transcription by RNA polymerase II. Gene Ontology annotation, cellular component: Set3 complex. NCBI's taxonomy places the organism in Eukaryota, Fungi, Basidiomycota, Tremellomycetes, Tremellales, Cuniculitremaceae. The transcript is spliced from 3 exons. The record is from RefSeq and is a predicted model, not a curated record.